Messenger RNA from Thermothielavioides terrestris NRRL 8126, 3042 nucleotides. RefSeq lists its product as uncharacterized. Gene Ontology annotation, biological process: protein deubiquitination. Bases 158 to 2926 code for a protein of 922 amino acids. The record is from RefSeq and is a predicted model, not a curated record. The transcript has 5 exons. NCBI's taxonomy places the organism in Eukaryota, Fungi, Ascomycota, Sordariomycetes, Sordariales, Chaetomiaceae. Gene Ontology annotation, cellular component: nucleus; cytosol.
CUACCACGCGCCCAACCAACCACGUCCUGCCUCCGCCGGUCCUGCAUGGCACCUUGACAUUCCCGAGACCAAGUGGACGUUGACGACCCCGGCGCGCUGUCCCUAGGCGGCGCCGCCGCAGCCGCAGCCGCAGCCGGAGCCAGAACGAACCUCCAAGAUGGCCGCCGACGGGACCCCGGUGCCUGCGGGCGACGUCGACAUGGUGGUGACUAUUACCGGCUUUGAAGACCGCGGCAUGAUCAGAAAUGCGCUUCGAAACCGAGGCAACGUCGAAUCCGUUAUCAAUGAGUACCUCGACGAUCCGGACAAAUUCAGGCGACAGUAUGGUUGGGAUGAGAGUGCGUUCUCGUCGGGUCGAGAAGGCGAAGACGCCUUGAACACCAGCAUCAAUGUCCCUGCCUUUGCCAUACACUCGCCCGUUAUUUACGGAACGGAGCCAUCAUCGGGAUUCUACGGCGCCCCCUCGCGUCCUCCGUCCAGGGCCAAUAACAGAUCCCCGAUGAGCCGUCUGACCGAUCUCACCACCGCCGGCGAGUACACUACCGACGCACCUAGCAACCGUCAAGAGGAGGAAGCACACCUGCAACGCGCCAUCAACGAGUCCUUGAAUACCUCGGUCGUUCCGACUGCCCAAAUGCUGCCGCCCCCUUUUCCGCCCCCGCCACCCCAGCAGUCCGGCGUUACUUCGAGCAGCGGGGAGACCUCGGUCUACUUUGGCCCUGCCAACCGCCCAGACUAUGACCCAGAUGAGUGGGCGAUGGUUCGGUUGGGGAACCAGGAGAGCGAUCCGGAGCCAUCUCUUAGAGCGAGGAAACCGGGGCUGCCCGUUUUCUUGCGCUGUCGCCAGGAGGCAGCGUGGAGCAAGCAUCGCCUCGGGGCGCUCCUGAUGAUAUUCCAGCAGAUCCCCGCCGCGCGCAAUGCGCUGCUCCAGUGCGGCAAGCCCCCCGACUACGGGUACGGCAACAAGAGCGACUGGUGGCAAGGCAAGCCGAUCCUGCCCCCAGGUCACCCGGAGACUGGUGGCUGGGGUAACUCGGCCGUCCCGCCUUGGUCGGAUGAGCUCCACCGCUUAAUGGCCUUCCUCGAGUCUUCAGAUCGUGCCUACGGAACAGCUGACAAUCUUGCGCGUGCUACGGAUCAGGCGGCAAUAGAGACGGGCGACGUAGAGAGGGACUUCUUCCACAGCGUCUGUGUAUCGCAGUCGCCGGGAAGCGGUAACGGGAACAAGGAAGCGCUCAUUUCAACCGUCGAGGCGGUUACACUUGACGACUUGACGCCGCAGGGCAGCGACUGGUUCGGCCUCUUAGAUCUGCUGGUCAGCAAGGACGCCAUCCCGGUACCCAAGAUCAUCUACGACGUUUUGGAUUGGGUGUUUCUCGCCGAUUUGAGAAUGGCAGGGGAGGAUCCGAGCAACGCAAGGAUGGCCUUGGUACAACAGGCCUCCGGGGUUCUGACCUUCCGCUUCCAAGGAGACGACGGGCUCCCCGGGCCAAUCGAAAUGCCCGAGACGUUCUACAUCGAUCGAUACAUAUCCAGGAACGGCCCUCAGAUGCAGGAGUUGCAGAUGGACAUGAUAACACUCUUAACGGCAUACGACGACCUCGUUCAGAGGGAGGAGGCGCUCAUAAGAUGGAUUAACCCCAAAACGAACAAGGCCCAUGACCGCCGGGUCCUAAGCCGGGCCGCCGCGCGCCGCUGCCAGGAGAGGAUAGCCCAGGUCAAAAAACGGGCCUUUUGGAGGGAUCAUGAGCAAGCAGUUGCCAACGGGGACGGAGAAUAUUACCUGCCGGACCACGCGGGCGAACCGCGGCUGCUGCCCGAGGAGGCCAGGGUUGUUGCCCACUACGAGGCUAAGAUACGCGAGCUUGACGAGAGUAUGGUCGAGAUUGAGCGCGUUAUGAACGAGCAGAUUCUUCCGCGCAGGCAGGCUAUCCAGGAGGUUAUGCGCAGAAUGGCAUCGCUGCUUACUGGGCCAUCCCCGGAUGAGAAGUGGAACGCAACACACGCGUACACGCUUCGUGGCGUGGUGAAUGAGGCGAACACGGUUUACCUGCGGAUCCGAGGCCCUGUUGGCGAGCCUCGGUCCGAGUCGGCUGAGAACGACCCCGUACAAGUGGAAGACAGGUGGUGGAAGGUAUCUUUUAAGUCAGAAGACAACACGGUUGAACAGAGCCCGGUGUCGUUUGAAACCGUCAUGCGCGAGGCCUGCGGGGUUGGCAGCUUACCCAUUCUGGUAUACGCGACGGACAAGGCCAUGGAGCAGGAGAAGGUGCCUCUAUCGGAUGCCCUCAGGUCCUUUGUCAAGCUCGACAAUCGGCACUUCAAGAACGAGCUCGCGCAGUCGGCUCGCUUCGGCCAGUCCCCGGAUAAGAAGCGGAGCGCAGUGCUCGGCGACGAUUCACAGUCGAAGAGACUUCAACGGUCGGCCAGCAUGGACUCGCUAGCCACCAACCACGCCUCCGCCGGCGAUUUCGAAGACUUCAUGCGCGACUCGCCAUUCGACAACGACUAUCAUUCCGGCCAAGCCGGUGGAACCCCCGCUCACGAGUCGGCCGGCCAGGAUGAGAGUAUCCCGGAGCUCGUGGAUCCGUCCCCCGUCUGGGCCUCGUCAUCGUCGUCGUCGGCUCCCGAUAACGACGUCGAGAUGCAGACCGGUGAGGCUCCGGCCGUCGACCAUGAGUCGGCGCGGCUUGCUCAGGUGCUACCGCUGCAGGACGUCAAGAUCAGCAACAGCCCGCCGAGGCCGCCCGCGCCGGAGAUGCAGGAGCGCCCGAACGCGCAGCUGCUCAUGGCGCGGCCGACUAACCGCAGCGCUGCCAACGGCGGUGCGGCUUCUGCUGCUGACGACGGUGAGCCGCUUAUUGACUUGAGCAGCGAUCAGAAGGAUGUGGACGCCGGUCUCGGGCCGGCGGCCGACGGCGUUUAGAAGGUCGCUCAGCGGCCUCCGGAACCGGAUCGGUCGCCGCCACGGAUGACGUCCGCCGUGGCCGGCGAGGAGGACCAGCACGCGCUGGCGCCGUGCUUAACGGAGGCGGAGUCAGC